Molecule: messenger RNA, 588 nt
Organism: Parnassius mnemosyne (clouded apollo)
Lineage: Eukaryota; Metazoa; Arthropoda; Insecta; Lepidoptera; Papilionidae
Source: the annotation of a GenBank genome assembly
AUGAACCCGCACUAUCACGGGUACGGGGAGCUCAGCUCGCCGCACCCGCCCUCACCAGAGGCCGCUUUCGCCGCCAACGGCCACGACUACCCGCACAACAACAACAACCCAGCACUAAAGGAAUGCGCCGGUUGCGGCGGCAAAAUCGUGGAAAGGUUCUUACUGCACGCACUCGACAGAUACUGGCACCACGGUUGCUUGAAAUGCACGUGCUGUGGACAGGCGCUCGCGGACAUGGGUCGAUCCUUUUAUUUCAAAGGCGGAAUGAUAUUGUGCAAAAACGAUUAUACGAGAAUGUUUGGGUCAAGCGGUGCGUGCGCGGCGUGCGGGCAGGCGAUCCCCGCGAGCGAGUUCGUGAUGCGGACCAGCGCGCCCCAGCAGCCGCUACACGUCUUCCACAUAAAGUGCUUCGCCUGUUCUAAGUGCGGCUCACACCUCAUGCAGGGCGACAGGUAUUACAUGCUGGCGGGGUCGCUGGUGUGCGAACAGGACUGGCAGAAGCUGAUGAAGAGCGCGAACGCAGCGCCCGGACCUGGCGCGCCGCUGCGAAAGGGCAAAGUAGGACGUCCGCGCCGCUCGCGGGAAUGA